AUGUCUAUCCCACACAACGCUCUUCCCGCCGCUGUCAAGCUUCGCGAGUCCGCUCUCACUGCCUUCAAAACUUAUCAGGACAUGAAAGAGGGACUGAACAGCGCUGCCGCUCCCACCAUUCUUGGCGUAGCCGCUAAUUACUGUGUUCAGCUUAUCGACACCAAGGAUCCGUGUCUGCUUAUGCACCAGCCAAUGCACAACGUGCUUUUCCUUGUUAGAGGCGAGUACAAUACCCGCAGCACUGGAGUUCACGCCAUCGCGCCCCCAGCCAACCUCGACACUAUCAAAGAAUAUUGUCGCGCCGUUCUCGCCGCACGCGCCGCUGCGCAGGUCGUUCCACCACCUGUUACUGCUCAAGCUCAGGCUCAGGCUGAGAUUGCAGAGGUAAUGGCCGCCGCUAAAGCCAAGCGCGGAUACAUUUUGAAACAGCGUCCCCGCAAGCUUGUCAAGUCCAGGGCUGUCGUUGAGGACAAGGAUGACGAGGUCGAGAUUGUCCCCGGCCCCUCGGAUACCGACGUUAUGAUGGGUGGGUGUGAUGGCCCCAACGCUAUCACUGCAGCUGACACCAUGGCAGUGGACAACCUCUUUGGUGACGAAGAAGUCAAGGACGCCGCUUCCUCUCCCAAAGAGAAAGGCAAGAAGCGCGCUGCCUCUGGUCCCAAGACCCCAGCCAAAUCCAAGCGUGCCGAAACGGUCAGCAUUCCCUACGACGCUGUUCCAGGCAUGGACACUAACAGUCGCGAAUUUCACAAGGCCCUCGUCGUCGAGCAUGCCAAAGGCAGUUGCGCUGGCGACAAACGCCCUCGUACUGAACCGCCCUUUAUUAGUGGUUUAGCAGAUCUUCAGUCUCGUCAAAACAAGUCUGCCAACUCCUUGCUCAUCGACAACCCUCUGUACAGGGAGAUCUUAGCGCGCGCACAUGCUGCUGUUACCAACCGCAUGCCGGCUUAUCCCACCCUUGCUUAUUUCAAGCAGCAAGAGGUCGAUCUUCGUGAACGCGUUCUUCUUAGCAUGCAGCGCCUCGACUUGGAGCUUCGUCUUCGCGAUGUACUUGUCGCUGAUUACGAAAUUGCCCUUGCCCAGAUUGCUGAGCGUGAAGUAACUAAGGAGUAG
This is a messenger RNA of Laccaria bicolor S238N-H82, 1113 nucleotides long. RefSeq lists its product as uncharacterized. The coding region runs from base 1 to 1113 and encodes 370 amino acids. The record is from RefSeq and is a predicted model, not a curated record. NCBI's taxonomy places the organism in Eukaryota, Fungi, Basidiomycota, Agaricomycetes, Agaricales, Hydnangiaceae. The transcript has 6 exons.